GAGGGCGGAGCUUACCGUAGUCACGUGCUCCGCCUACUGAACGGGACUGGGUAGCUGCGCAGAUACGUGUGGACCGUUACUUCUCCGUUGAAGGCAAGGAGCUGGCGACAAGGUCCUGUGGAGGAGAAACUUGCAAAGUGUGGACAUGGAUCCUCCAAACAUUCUGAAAUUACCAGAGGAGCGUGACUGUAUCAGUCCAUUGGGACUGUUUGAAAAAUUCGGGCUGGAAUCUCUAGUACACACGUCAGAUGAUUCUGACUCUGAUGUACAGUUUGUGUCAGAGUUGGUACCUCCACAUAUCACCCGGAAGAGUAAGAAUUCCACAGAUAGGCGUGUUUCUCAGGAUUUGGAUAAAGCUUCAAUUUACACUAACUUGAUCACCACCAUUAAAAAAAGGCAAGAAGGAAAAUCCUACAGACUUUUGGGAUCAUGUAAUGCAGACUGCAGGAAAACACAGGUAUUAGACGAGCUUGAGAUCCCUGCCGAUAAGCCACAGCAAAGUCCUGAGAAUGUGUAUACAGUUGUUGAUGAAAACCCUCCAAUUAUAUGUGAAGAUGAUUCAGAGUUGUCUGAGCCAUGUUGUGCAGUCCUGCCUAAUGAGAGAGAUGGAAGAGACAACCAGCAGGGGUCAGCUAAGGCACACAGUUCAAAAUUAUGCCCAAGCAAAAAAACAUCUAGAAAGAAACCUUACAGAAAAGAGAAAACCUCAGCAUCCCACAAGCAGGCCUCAGCAGUGUCAAAGGAACAGAUCCGGGCCACAUUCGUACAGGGACUCAGUGAUGCUCUGCUGAACAGGAUCCAAGAGACAGAAAACGCCCAGGAGGAAACUGUGAAAGACCUGGCAAAAACUGUAGAGCAGGAAAUGUUUGACUUGUAUUGUGAUACUGGAAUAAGAUACAAAAAUAAGUACAGAAGUCUGAUCUUCAAUCUGAAAGACACCAAUAAUAAGAUAUUUUUCCAACGUGUUAUAGAGGGUGAGAUCACGCCACAAUGCCUUGUUCAGAUGAGUACUACACAAAUGGCUGGGCCAGAGUUGUCCGACUGGAGAAACCAAGAAAGACGACAUAAUCUAGAGAUCAUUGAGAAAGCUGAGAAGGAUUUCCAGCCCAACAAGCAGAAGAUUAAACUCACACAUAAGGGACUUAUUGAAAUUGAAACACCACUAGAUGAGUUCCUCACUCUGGAAGAUCUGUCUGAUACGUCUUUGAAGGUAAAAGUUCCUCCAGAGGUCAUUGACACCACAUCCCAACACAAGAGUCAUCUGCUGGAUGUAAACUGUGGCAUCUGCAUGGGAAAAAUCAGACCUUCAGAUCACGAAGACAUAAAUCAUUGGACAUCAUGGAAGCAUCAAGAUAAAGAGAAGGAAACCAAUAGUACAGGAAACUUUUAUUCUCACACAGAAAUGAUCACACAGACCAUGAAAGAGGAUUAUUUAAAUGUGGCACCUCAAGAGAUGUCCCUAGCUAUCUGGAAAGGAUUCAUCCAAAUGUUUUCAAUAAGGCAGUUCAAAGUUACAGCCGAUCAAGUGUCCGGUUACAGUACCCACCUUUGCCAGGAAUUGCCAACUGUCAUCACAUCCAAAGGCUUCAUCUGUCCAGAAUCUGUGUGGGAAUUUGUGGAUCUUAUUUGGCCAGCUUCCACUAAGGAUAUGUGUUUGCUCCGCCUAUGUCCAAGGACAGCUAGUGAUGCUGUGUCCUAUAGCCGACUGUUUUCCUACUUGAACCGCAAACUGAGGUAUGGGAUCAUUGGGACCUGUAAAAUGGAGGGCUUUGUUGUUCCACUGCCAGCACGUCAACCAAUCCCUCCACAACUACGACCAUUGGGAGGACCAGGUCUUGCGGAUGACCAUCCCCCUUUGCUGCUGGCUCUUCUUCUUCCAAACCACCCAACAUGGACAUCUGUCCCUAAAAAGGUCAAUCCCAUUCAAAAAGAAUUUGAUAUCCCUGAUGACAUCUUCUCAUCUAUAUUAGAAGAUGUGGAGAAUGAGAUGUCAGAAGAGGAGUUGUCACAUACAGGACUUCCGCCCACGGAGGAAACCCCAGAUAUGGGGGAAAUAGGCAUGCAAGACCUGAUAAGCAUCCUUGGUGUAAGGUUAAAUAAUAACUUUCAAAACAUGGCAGGGGAGGAUCAGAAUAACAAUCCAAAUAUUAUCUUUCCUGGCCAGCAAAAUUUUACACCAGAAAUUAACCACUUUUGGCCAACUUAUAAUAUUGCACCAAACCUUCAACCUCCUAAUACUUUUGGUGGUAAUCUUGCUGCCAUGUUUGAUCCAUUAGCUAUGUAUGGCCCACCAAAUUUUUGUCCUUUCCAACAAUAAAGAUUUUAUACAUUCUGAGGGGUAUACUUAAAAUUUCAAGACUUGCAGUAAUUGACAGGAAGUACCGUAUCUAAAAAGUGAAGUGAUUUGCCUUCUUACCUGUUACUAGAAUUUAUGUACCCUUUGCAUGUUUUCUUCUCUGUUCUUGUAGUGAUAGCUCAUAAUUUUAGAAAAAAAAAAAUCUUUCACUUUCAGGUCUGGUGACCAUGGUCACCAAG
Molecule: messenger RNA, 2535 nt
Organism: Rana temporaria (common frog)
Lineage: Eukaryota; Metazoa; Chordata; Amphibia; Anura; Ranidae
Gene: SPOCD1
Product: SPOC domain containing 1
Exons: 14
Coding region: 146-2317 (723 amino acids)
Biological process (GO): DNA-templated transcription
Cellular component (GO): nucleus
Source: RefSeq, a predicted model, not a curated record